This is a messenger RNA of Chelonia mydas (Green sea turtle), 5341 nucleotides long. RefSeq names its product cAMP-dependent protein kinase catalytic subunit alpha-like. Gene Ontology annotation, biological process: peptidyl-serine phosphorylation. Gene Ontology annotation, molecular function: ATP binding; protein kinase A regulatory subunit binding; cAMP-dependent protein kinase activity. NCBI's taxonomy places the organism in Eukaryota, Metazoa, Chordata, Testudines, Cheloniidae. Bases 4029 to 5054 code for a protein of 341 amino acids. Gene Ontology annotation, cellular component: nucleus; cAMP-dependent protein kinase complex. The transcript is spliced from 10 exons. The record is from RefSeq and is a predicted model, not a curated record.
AGCCUGUCAAGAGUUACCUGGGCGUUGAUCAGCUCGUACUCUUGAAUUAACGGCACAGCCGCUUGGGUCGAGGUCACAUCUCCACUCCGUGGCCCGGGCUGUAGUUUUGGGUGGGUGGGAUUCCCAUGAGGGAUCUGGAAGUCCCCACGUGACCCUAAGCAGCUCUGCUCCCUCUACUGGGGGCUCUGGGCUAGCUCAGUGGGGGAGGGGAGGGAGGAUGUGGGAGAUGAGCUAUCUCUGACCCGCCCGCCAAUCCCAGGCGCGGGCUGGAUGUUCAAACAAGGUUGUAACAAUAGUGCUUGGCAGGGCAGCCAGGAUUAAAAUAGCAGAUUGUAAAGCACCUGGUGCCAGCGGCUUCUCCGGCACCUUUAGCCCUCUGCUGUCUCGGCCUUCCGAGCGCUGCCUCCAGAUCCAGCGGGCAUGGCGUGGGGGGCAAGUUAGCCUAGUGAGUGAGAACUAACUAUAUGCCACAGUUUGGUAGCACCAGGAGUCAGGACUCCUGGGUUCUCUCCCUGGCUCGGGGAGGGGAGUGGGGUCUAGUGGUUAGAGCAGGGCAACUGGGAGCCAGGACUCCUGGGUUUAUUCUCUUGAUCUAAGGUACUUCUGAGGGCCCAUCACUGUAGCAUCUGAGCACCUCAGUCAAUGCAUUUAUCCUUACAGCUUGCCUGUGAGGCAGGGUUAUCAUCCCCAGUGUACGAAUGGGGAAUCUGAGGCACAAGGCGACAUCUCCAGGGUCUCAUGGCAAGUCCGUGGCAGAGCCAGGACUAGAACCCAGGUCUCCUGAUUCCCAGGCCAGGGUCUGAUCCACUGGUUGGCACUGCCUCUGUCCUCUUAUCUGACCCAGCAGAGCAAGGCACUGAUACCGGGCAGGGCAUUGGGGGUUUCCUCUGCUUCAUGUUGGGGGCAGCGCUACAGAAGCUCCUAGGUGGAGCAUCAGCAGUUAGCAAACCCAUGCUGGGUCUGGAAACUGUCAGGAGGGAGUAGGAGGGGCCCUAUGGGGGUGUUGCUUUCUUUGCUAGCUGCUGCCUGUUAAAGGGGACAGACCUUCUGUGUCUUAAUUACACCACAGCUGCCCAUCCAGCUGCAAUCUGGAGUAACUGUUGACUGGCUGGAGGUCAGGAGACUCCUCAUAGAUCACUGCCCAGUCGCAACCAAAUCUCCCUCUGCAGGUUCCCGCCCGCCUCUUUGUCUCAGACAUCCAGGCUUCGGUUAAUUUCACACUAGAUCAGCAGCCCUGGUGCUCCGAGCUGAGAACCCCAACAGGGCUGCUAUCCCUGCGCUGUCUGCCCUGGAGGGACCCUGCCAGUGGCUGGGACCAGGGACCCCUGGUGCCAGACCCUGCUCCCUCCUCAUCUGAGGCUGCUACUGGACUGGCACUAGAAAUCGGGGCAAUUCGCACUAGGACCCGGGCCAGCAGCCGCUGCAUGAAACCAGUUUGCAUCUCAAAGUGCCCUGGAGUUAGAAUAAAUUGCUCUGCCGACCUGGAGCCUGAUUCCCACCUAGGAUCCGCGUAGCAAAGAUGUGCAGCCCCCUCACUCCCCCGACGAGCUGACCCUCCUGGUCUGUGCUCUGUUUCUCCGCUGCAGCCAGGUGGAGCUGUGGUGGUGGUGGUGGGGAAGCUCACAGGACUCUAGCGGAGAGGAGGGGUUUUAACCAUCUGAAACAGAGCUGGCUCCUCUCUGACCUUGGGUAAUUGAGACUCUGCUUCUUGGUGUUAACCGCUUGCUGCCUGCGAUGGCCUCUUUCCUCGCCCACAGGUGGCAAAGCACGCUGGUCUGUUGCCUUGGUGGUGAAUAUUCAAGCCAGCGGGAAGCUGGAUGCUCCGUGGGGGGUUGAGGAGGAAGUUGGGUUUCCCAACCGUCAUGCCUGGGAGCUCUCCUAGGAACUGCAGCGUGCCGCAGGGGUUGGGGGCUGACGCUUAUGUCCCAGCGUGCAGCUCGGGGGUGCUGAGUUGCAGGGGGUCACUGCGCCUCGCAAGCAGUGCUGCACUAGGGGGCGCUGUGCUCCAGGCUGGGAGCUCGGUAGGCGGCACUCACGCCAGUGCUCCAGUGCGGCACCAGAGGGCGCUGUGCUGCAGGGAGCAGCGUGGGGGCUGCUCUCUCCCCUCCAUCAGUGCUGAGCCCAAUGCCCCAACUUGGUGCCAGGGGGCGCUGUGCUGCAGGGUGGUGCUCUCCCCUCUCAAUAUGGACUCCGGUGCUGGGGGCUGAUGCGAUGCCAAUGGUGCUGUGACCCAGGCUAUCCACAGGCUACGCCCAGGGUCGGCUCCGGCUCCAGCCCCAGCUUGCCUGUCUCCAUUCUGCCUCCUUAACCCCUGCUCCUGCCAUUCCGGGGUCACCCGCUGGCAUGUUCCACCCCAGAGGUGGCUGCAGCUCAGCAUCCCUGCAUACAGCUUGUCUGUCACUAGCUUUGUGAUGGGCUGGGAGGCCAAAUGCUGUGUGAAUACAAAUGAUGGCUGCUUUGCUGCGUGUCACCGGGAGGGGGCGCUAGCCAGGAUCAGUGGAGCCAGUCUUGGGGACAGGGGAGAGGGGGAAGGCUCUCGUAUCUGGCUUCACUGUUUUCUGCAGGGCCCGUGUAACUGACUGCUGAGCAUGCGUGAGGGGUUCCCCGUCUGUGUCUGAUGUGCUGAGGAUCUGAAUCUUACCGGCCUAGCCGGGGCUCUUUAGCUCAAGCUGGAGCAGCCCCUGCUUUUAUCUCUCGAGGCCCCUGGUUCUGUCCCCCGUGCGCCAGGCAGCGCAGCAGCCAAUAGCAGAGGUUUUGCACUUGAGCUGGUGGCUGGGCUGGGCGGGUACAGAGAUGCCACAGAAUUAGGGUGUAGAUGACAUUGGGUCCUCGCAACAGCUGUGUAGGGACAUUGAGAGAGUUCCCUCAAGCCGUAGCCUGAGAGCCAGGACUCCUGGGUUCCAUUCCCAAUUCUGCGAGGGGCGUGCUGGCCCAGAUUCUAAGGCUAGAGAAAGUCACCCACCUGCAUCUGUAUUGGUCGUAGUGGUGAGAGGCUGGGAGGCAGGGCUCCUGCGUUCUGUCCCUGGCUCUGGGCGGCGAGUGUUGUCUAAUGGUUAGAGUAGGGCUGAAGGAAUCAGGACUUCUGGGUUCUGUUCCAGCUCAGGGAGAGCAGAAUCUAGUGGUCGGAGCAGGGGCAGUACAGGGUAUCUGUACUGAGGGACAGUACAGGAUUGUUCCGGUAUUAAGCAUUCAGAGGGAGGGAGCCUCCAGCCUUUCCCUUGCAGGCAAUGGCCCUUCUGGCUAUCCGAUCUCUGGCUGGUGGUGGAUGAAUUUCCCCUUACGCUAUUCCAGUCCCCCCCUUCCCUUGCCAGAGGCGUUGCUGCUGCUUCCCUUGUCUCAGAGCAGCAGAAAGCAGCUUCCCCUCCUUAGCCAGCCUGACACUGUCUCCCAGCGUGAUCUGCAGCCGAGGUACAGCUGGGCGAGGGAUUGAUCAAAGAGGGCGGGGCUCUCUCCUGCUUUUAGCUUUGGCCCCUCCCCUCAAGCUCAUGGAUCGGCUCCAGAGCUGUGUUUAUUGAGUGUGGCAUUAAAUCUGGCCACUGGGAAAUCGAUCAGGGCUGCUGCUGCAUCAGCUUUCCAGCCCUGGGGCAAAAGUUCUGUCCUUCAUCUGUUCCGAUAGCGGGCGGUGGGGGUGAGGCAGCGUGCUGGCAUCGGGAUCGGAAACUCCAGGAGCUCCGUGCAGGAUCCGGCUGUAGCCUGGCGCUCUCUGGAUGGGGGGAUCCGGGCGGCGUUUGCCAAGGAGGGAAAAGCAAACCCUAUAACAGGAACCCAGGAGUCGGGGGCAAGACUGACCUUGGGGCGGACGCUGCUGUAUCCAGGGGCAAUAGGUGCUAAGGGGCACAGACCCCCUGCGCCAAGGGAGCUUGAAGGCAGCUGUCACCAGAGGAUCCGGGCAGCGCGAUGGGGCCCUCCAGCCUGGCAUAAACCCGGCCCCUCCAAUGCAGCCGAGGGAGAGGUGGUGCUACAGACACGCCCUGGCCUGCACAUGGAGGCCUUGAAGAUGGGGACUGAGAACUUGAACUUGGUUUGAAAUGCAGAGGCUCGAAGUGAAGGAGUUCCUAGCCAAAGCCAAAGAAGACUUCAUCAAGAAAUGGGAGAACCCCUCUCAGAACACGGCCAGUUUGGAUCAGUUUGAUCGAAUCAAGACCCUGGGCACGGGCUCAUUUGGGAGGGUGAUGCUGGUGAAACACAAAGAGACCGGGAAUCACUAUGCCAUGAAGAUCCUGGAUAAACAGAAGGUAGUGAAGCUGAAACAAAUUGAGCACACCCUCAACGAGAAACGGAUCCUCCAGGCCGUCAACUUUCCAUUCCUCGUCAAGCUAGAGUAUUCUUUCAAAGAUAACUCCAAUCUGUACAUGGUGAUGGAAUACAUCCUGGGCGGGGAGAUGUUCUCCCACCUACGGCGGAUCGGGAGGUUCAGUGAACCUCACACCCGGUUCUACGCUGGUCAGAUUGUCCUGACCUUCGAGUAUCUGCACUCGCUGGAUCUCAUCUACCGAGACCUGAAGCCAGAGAAUCUCCUGAUAGACCAGCAGGGCUACAUCGAGGUGGCGGAUUUUGGUUUUGCCAAGCGGGUGAAAGGCCGAACCUGGACUCUGUGUGGGACCCCGGAAUACCUGGCCCCCGAGAUCAUCCUCAGCAAGGGUUAUAACAAGGCUGUGGACUGGUGGGCUCUGGGUGUCCUCAUCUACGAGAUGGCGGCUGGAUACCCCCCAUUCUUCGCGGACCAGCCCAUUCAGAUCUACGAGAAGAUUGUCUCUGGCAAGGUCCGGUUCCCUUCUCACUUCAGCUCGGACCUGAAGGACCUGCUCCGGAACCUGCUGCAGGUGGACCUCACCAAACGCUUUGGCAACCUCAAGAACGGGGUCAACGACAUCAAGAACCACAAGUGGUUUGCUACCACCGACUGGAUCGCCGUCUACCAGAGGAAGGUGGAAGCUCCCUUUGUACCAAAGUGCAAAGGCCCUGGCGACACGAGUAACUUCGACGACUACGAGGAAGAGGAGAUCCGGGUCUCCACCACUGAGAAGUGCGCCAAGGAGUUUGCUGAGUUCUAGAGCCAGCAGGGCGCCCCUCCCCCCACCCCGGCCCCCAGGAGGGCAUGCACGGAGCAGGUGGGGGCGGGGUUGGAUUUGAUCCCACGCCGCCCCGGGAAACACGUCUGUGUCCUCCGACAAAACUUGUGUCACUGCCCCCACUUCCUCUUUAACAGUGUGCUUUGUUGUAAACAUAUUUUAAACAAUUACCAAUAAAGUUUUGGGUUACUAUGUCUCAUUCUGACCUGAGAAACCUUUCAUUAAAGCCAAACUGUCCAUGAAAAGUUGUGUUGUCUUUAAAUCUGCAU